AUGUAUCUAUUUAUCUAUCUAUAUAUCUCAUUCCGUUCAUAUCUCUCUAUCUAUCUAUUUGGGUUUACUCAUUAUCUAUCUCUAUCUAUCUAUCUAUCUAUCUAUCUAUCUCUGUUUUACUGUAUAGCUACCGACAUUCUUGUCCCUUCACUGUCCGCCUCUCUCUCUAUAUUUAUCUCUCUCUCUCUUUUUCUCCUACAUACACACACUACUCUGCUUUCACCCCCGCCUCUUCAUCUCGUUCGUUCUACUUGCUCACUCUUAGAUGUCGAUUACAAAGUUAUCUUAGCCUCGAUUUGGCGCGAAAAAAGUGUCUUGAUUCAGAAUUGCUUUUCUUCCGUCUCUCCCCAAACCAAGUUAUCUCCGUCUGUUCUAAAGAAUAUAUUUAGAUCACAUCUAUCCGUGUGUCGGUCGGCCGAUUGGUCUGUUCCCCUUUCGCUAUUCCCACACUUUUUUUUAUCGCCAGUCCGCGCGUCCAAUCUUUGUCUCCCGAUGAUCAUUUUCGUCUCCUUUCAUGUUUGUCUCUCAUGUGUUGAUUUGGUUUUUGUUUAUUGCAAUUUUAUUCCGUUUGCACCAAUUCUAUCUAUCUAUCUAUCUAUCUAUCUAUCUCUCUCUCUCUCUCUCUCUCUCUCUCUCUAUUCCUUUCCUGUUUUUCGCUUCUAUCUCCAAACCCUUUUCCUUUCACGUGCUUUUCUUUUCAUGUUCCGUAAUGUUCAAUUGCUGAAAAACUUUCCUAUCUUCUGUUUCCAUUCCCAAACCCUUUUCCUUUCACCCGCCUAUCUUUUCAUUUUCCGUAGUGUUCAAUUGCUCAAGUCCUUUCCUAUGGUUUAUUUCCAUUCCCAAACCCUUUUCUUUCACCCACGUAUCUUUUCCUUUUCCGUAGUGUGCAAUUGCUCAAGUCCUUUCCUACCUAUCGUUUCCAUUACUAAACCCUUUUCCUUUCACCCGCCUCUCUUUUCCUUUUCCCUAGUGUUCAAUUACUCAAAGCCUUUUCAGUUUUUCGCUUCUAUCCCCAAACCCUUUUCAUUUCACCCGCCUCUCUUUUCAUUUUCCAUAGUGUUCAAUUGCUCAAGGCCUUUCCUGUUUUUCGCUUCGAACCCAAAACCCUUUUCCAUUCACCCGCUUUUCUUUUCAUGUUCCGUUCAAUUGCUCAAGUCUUUUCCUGUUUUUCGUUCUAUCCCCAAACUCUGUUCCAUUCACCCGCUUUUCAAUUCAUGUUCCGUAAUGUUCAAUUGCUCAAGGACUAUCCUAUUUUACGUUUCCAUUCCCAAACUCUUUUCAUUUCACCCGCCUAUCUUUUUAUUUUCCGCAGAGAUCAAUUGCUCAAGGCCUUUCCUAUCAUUCGUUUCCAUUGACAAACCCUUUUCAUUUCACCAGCUUAUGAUUUCAUUUUCCGCAGUGAUCAAUUGCUCAAGUCCUUUUCUACCUUUUGUUUCCAUUCCCAAAACAUUUUCCUUUCUACCGCCUAUCUUUUCCUUUUCAUUAGCGUUCAAUUGCUCAAGUCCUUUCCUGUUUUUCGCUUCUAUCGUCAAACCCUUUUCAUUUCACCCGCCUGUCUUUUCAUUUUCCGUGGUAUUCUAUUGCUCAAUUCCUUUCCAGUUUUUCGUUUCCAUUCCCAAACACUUUUCUUUUAACCCGACUAUCUUUUCCUUUUCCAUAGUGCCUUUCCUUUUUUUCGCUUCUCUUUUCGUUUUCUGUAGUGUUCAAUUGCUCAAGGCCUUUCUUAUUUUUGUUUCCAUUCCCAACCCCUUUUCCUUUCAUCCGCCUAUCUUUUUAUUUUCCGUAGUGUUCAAUUGCUCUAGAACUUUCCUCUUUUUCGCUUCUAUCCCCAAACACUUUUCCUUUCAAGCGCCUAUCUUUUCAUUUUCUGUAGUGUUCAAUUGCUCAAGGCCUUUUCUAUCUUUCAUUUCCAUUCCCAAACCCUUUUUCCUUUCAACCGCCUAUCUUUUCAUUUUCAGUAGUGUUCAAUUGCUCAAUGUUCAAUUGCUCAAGGCCUUUCCAUUUUUUCGCUUCUAUCUCCAAACACUUUUUCUUUCACCCGCCUAUCUUUUCAUUUUCUGUAGCGUUCAAUUGCUCAAGUCCUUUCGUACCAUUCGUUUCCAUUCUCAAACCCUUUUCCUUUCUACCGACUAUCUUUUCCUUUUCCUUAAUGUUCAAUUGCUCAAGGCCUUUCCUGUUUACGUUCCCAUUCCCAAACCCUUUUCCUUUCACCCGCCUAUCUUUUCAUUUUCCGUAGUGUUCAAUUGCUCAAGUCCUUUCAUACAUUUCUGUUCAAUAGCUCAAGGCCUUUCCCGUUUUUCGCUUCUAUCCCCAAACCAUUUUCUUUUCACCCGCCUAUCUUUUUUUUUCUGUAGUGUUCAAUUGCUCAAGGCCUUUCUUAUCUUUCGUUUCCAUUCCCAAACCCUUUUCCUUUCAACCGCCUAUCUUUUCCUUUUCCGUAGUCUUCAAUUUGCUCAAUUGCUCAAGGCCUUUCCUUUUUUUUGCUUCUAUCACCAAACCUUUUUCCUUUCAGCCGCCUAUCUUUUCAUUUUCCGUAGUGUUCAAUUGCUCAAGGCCUUCCCCUUUUUGUCGCUUCUAUCCUUAAACCCUAUUUCUUUUCCCCCGCCUAUCUUUUCAUUUUCCGUAGUGUUCAAUUGCUCAAAGCCUUUCCUACCCUUCGUUUCCAUUCCAAAACCCUUUUCCUUUCUACCGCCUAUCUUUUCCUUUUUCCUUAGUGUUCAAUUGCUCAAGGCCUUUCCUGUUUUUAGCUUUUCCGUAGCCUUCAAUUCGUCAAGGCCAUUUCUGUUUUUCUCUUGUAUCCGAAAUCCCUUUUCCUUUCAACCGCCUAUCUUUUCAUUUUCUGUAGUGUUCAAUUGCUCAAGGCCUUUCCCGUUUUUCGCUUCUAUUCUUAAAACCUAUUUCUUUUCACCCGCCUAUCUUUUCAUGUUCCGUAUUUUUUUUACUUGUACACGCCCUUUCGUAUCUUUCGUUUCUAUCCUCUGUUCCUUUCUGUUUCACGCGCUUAUCUUUUUUCAUGCUCCCUUGUAUUUAACUUGCCCACGACCUUUCCUCUCUUUCUUUUCUAUCCCCUCUCCCUUUUUCUUUUAUUUACCUUUCUUUUCAUGUUCCGUUGUGUUUAACUUGCCUACACCCUUUCCUAUCUUUCGUUUCCAUCUCUUAUGCCUUUUUCUUUCACUCGCUUUUCAUUUCCUUUCUCUCUACAUUUCCACCCUCAGAUCUUCUUUCCCACGGUUUUUUGAAAUUCCCUUGUCAGAUGACUUAUGUGUUUGCAGUGGGGUUUUUUUUCUUGGCCUAUACAUUCUUUCUUUCUUUCUUUUUUCUUUCUUUUUUUCUUUCUUUCUUUCUUUCUUUCUUUCUUUCUUUCUUUCUUUCUCUUUCUUCGCCUUAUUUGUCUCUUCUUUUCCGUCGUCUCUUUUCAGUUUUCUCCUCGUCUGUCCUCAAUUCUUCAAUUAUGGUUCUCUGUUUCUCCUUCUCUUUUUUUUCUUUUUCUUCUUCUUCUUCUUCUUCUUCUUCUUCUUCUUCUUCUUCUUCUUCUUCUUCUUCUUCUUCACUUUCUUUUCUUCCUCACGCUAUUUUAAUCUUCUUUUCUUCGUCUCUUCUUAUUUUUCUUCGAUUUCUUCUUUACUUCUUCACUAUAUUUUUUUUUCGAUUUGUUCUUCUUUCUCCUUCAUUUUCUUCACUUUCGUCUUCUUCUCUUCUUCAUGUUAUUUUUCUUUUUCUUCUCUAUUCUUUUACCUUAACUUUUUUUUCUUCUCGUUCUCCUUCCUUUACCUUUGUUUUUUCUCAUUUUCUCCUUUUUUCUUGUUUUUUCCUUCACUUUCUUCUCCGCUUCCUCGUCUUAUAUUUCUCUUCUGUUUGUUUAUCUCUUACUUUUUUUUCUUCACGUUCUUCUUCACUUUAUCUUCUUUUUUUAUUUUUCAUUUUCUUCCUUUUUAUUAUAUUUUCUUCUUUUUCCCUUUUUUACUUUAUUUUCUGUCCUUUCUUCUUUUUUUUCACUUUCUUCCUCGUCUUAUUUUUGUCUUCUUUUUCUUUCUUUCUUUUUUUCAUUCACUUCCUUUUCUCUUUUUAAUCUUCUCUUUCCUUCUUUUUCUUUCAUUUUUCUCCUUCUCUUCUUCACUUUAUCAUUUGCUCAUUUUCUGCUUCACUUUAGUUUUUCUUCUUUAUCACUUUUUUUUCUUCAGUUACUGCUUGUCUCCUAUUCUCACCUUUUUCUUCAUUUUCCUUCUUUUCUUUCCUUUUUUUUCUCCUUCUUUUUUUGGAUUUCAUUUUGUUCUCUGCCUUUCCCUAAUUUUGUCUCUUUUUUUUUCUGUUUUCAUUUGCCGCCUUCUUUGUUUUUCAUUGUCUAGUGUCAGUGAAGAAAAAACAGGACAGUCUCCUGAAAACCACGAUUCUUCUUCUUCUUCUUCUUCUUCUUCUUCUUCUUCUUCUUCUAUUCUUCUUUUUCUUCUCCUCCUCCUCCUCCUCCUUCUUCUUCUUCUUCUUGUGAUCUUUUGUUGUUUGUUGUUGUUGCUGCUAUUCUUCUUCUUCUUCUUCUUCUUCUUCUUCUUCUUCUUCUUCUUCUUCUUCUUCUUCUUCUUCUUCUUCUUCUUCUUCUUCUUCUUCUUCCCUUCUUGUUCUUCUUAUUAUUAUUAUUAUUAUUAUUCAGUAUUUCUUUUUCUUUUCUUUCUCUUUUCUUUUUAUUUUGCUCUUUCUUUUCUUUUCCUCUAUCUUUUCUUUUCUUCUUUUCUUUUUUUCUCUUUCUUUUUCUCUUUUUCUUUUUCUCUUUCUUUUCUUCUUUUCUAUCUCUUUUCUUUUUCUCUUUCUUUUCUUUUCUUUUUCUUUUUCUCUUUCUUUUUUUCUUUUUCUUUUCUCUUUCUUUUCUUUUUACUUUUCUUUUACUAUCUCUUUUCUUUUUCUCUUUCUCUUUCUUUUCUUUUUUUCUUUUUCUCUUUCUUUUCUUUUUCUCUUUCUUUCACUUUCUUUUCCCUUUAA
Acanthosepion pharaonis is the source of this 4971-nucleotide messenger RNA. The record is from the annotation of a GenBank genome assembly. NCBI's taxonomy places the organism in Eukaryota, Metazoa, Mollusca, Cephalopoda, Sepiida, Sepiidae.